UUCCGGUAAAACAAAACAGGCGCUAAGCGGAUAACCCUCUCUAUGUGUAGCAUCGUGUUGAUGAAUCAGUAGUGUGUUGAAGGAAACUUUUUUGCAAAGACAUCUUUAUUACAGUGCAAACAAAGCAUGAGUCAGUUGUCAGAUUCAGAUUCCUCUGAAGAUGAUGCACGUCCAUCAUUUGAAGGAUUUGGUAAAAGAUCCCUCAUGGGGGGAGGUGACAUUGGAGGAGGGGAUCCAGACAAUGAGAAGCCCCUAUCUAAAUACAUUAAGACAAACACUGGCACCAAGGCCUCUGUCAGCUCAGAGAAAGUUAGCAAGAUGAUGGAAAAAAUGGGAUACAAGGCUGGCACAGGUCUGGGAAAGUUUGGUCAAGGACGUGUGGAGAUCGUGGAGGCGUCCAAUCAGCGAGGUCGUCGAGGUCUGGGUCUUCACCUGGAUGGCCUUGAGGCAACAGACAUCGAGUGGAACUUUGAAGAGGAAGAGGUGAUCAUGGAGGAGGAAGUGGAGUGGUGCCCACCCUGUGUUUCUGCUGUCCCCUCCUUGGAGGAGAUGAUGACAUGGAAGCGUAUUGGACCAAAAAAAAGAGAUAUUGAUGAUGAAGACAUAUUCUGUUCACCAAAUAUUCUGCGACUGAUUCUAGGCAGCAAGUCCGUGUUUGAUCAACUGGAACCAGAGGAAAUGAGGCGAGCAAGAACAAGAUCCAAUCCUUACGAAACUAUCAGAGGCAUUUUCCUCAACCGAGCGGCAAUGAAGAUGGCCAACAUGGACGCUCUGUUAGACUUCAUGUUCACAACACCUAAAUCCCCUGACGGUCACAAAAUGGUUGGCUCCAAUGAACUGUUGUACUUUGCGGACAUCUGUGCCGGGCCGGGGGGGUUUAGCGAGUACGUUCUGUGGAGGAAGAAGGGGGAUGCGAAGGGCUUUGGCUUCACUCUUCGAGUCGGCAACGACUUCAAAUUGGAAGACUUCUUUGCUGGACCAAGUGAAAUGUUCGAACCUCACUAUGGUGAAGGUGGUUUGGAAGGAGAUGGUGACAUAUUUAGACCAGCCAAUCAGGAAGCUUUCACUAAGUUUGUCCUGGAAAACACAGAUGGAAAGGGCCUCCAUUUUGUCAUGGCGGAUGGCGGUUUCUCAGUGGAAGGACAAGAAAACAUCCAGGAGAUUUUAUCGAAGCAGCUGUACCUGUGUCAGUUCCUGGUGGCCCUGUCCACUCUGCGUGAAGGUGGCCACUUUGUGUGCAAGUUAUUUGAUCUGUUUACACCAUUCAGCGUGGGCCUCGUGUAUCUCAUGUACCAUGCCUUUGAGAAAAUUAGUAUCAUCAAACCAGUCACAAGUCGUCCUGCAAACUCUGAAAGGUAUAUUGUGUGCAAGUGGAAGAAGUGUGACAUUGAACCAAUCCUGCAGUAUAUGAGACACAUCAACCAAGAUCUGUGUGUGUACAUGGGGUCCACAUCCAAACAGGACGUCAAUGAAAUUGUCCCCCUUGAAAUGAUUACUGGAAAUGAGGAAUUCUUCAACUACAUCUUCAAAUCCAAUGAUGUAUUAGGAAAGAAACAAAUAAUUGGUCUCAAGAAAAUCCAAGUGUUUGCUCAAAAUGUGGAGCUGUAUGAGGAAAGACAAGCUGAUGUCCGAGCUGAAUGUCUCAGAAAGUGGCAGGUUCCGGAUGAAGUAAGGAAGGCUCCUCCACGAGCUGAUCCAUCCCGGAAGUUUGCGGAACUGAUUGCUGAUGAAAGUAAAGACUACUAUGAGCACACACCCACUAUCCUGACACACGAAAAUCUGUCCCACAUCAAGAGCGCCUACGACUACAUGUGUGCAGUCAUGGGAGAAGGACAACGUUUCUACAUUCUUGGUCUCGGGAAAGCCCAUGUAUUCAAGUGGGACGGGAGGGGGAAGUGUCGAUGGACAAAACUGGAGGAGAACCUGAGGUUGGAGCUGCCCCCAGAUACUUUGUUGGAGGUCGAGGAUGUUCAGGAACUCAAGGGGGAGGGCCGUGGCCAGAGACGUCAACGGACAAUACGUGCAAUAGAUGCCUUGUUUUUGUGUGGGAUCGAUGUACGAAACAAACACUACAAGGAGAGGUUUGAGAAAUUACAGAAAUUUGUGAAAGCAAUACGGAAGCGGACCCGUUCUGAUUUAGCACCAGUUACAGUUCCCACAGUGUUCAAGCUUGAAGAGAUUGAGCACAUAUUUGAUAGGUUGGAGAUGAAGAUUGUGAAGGGGUGUGCCGGGAAGCCACGGCUGUGCUACUGUACCGAGGACGGCAACUACUUCCACCCCCACGGCAUCUACUUCAUGAAGACGGUCAAAGAUCCAUGGAUGAUGGCGCUAAGUCGAUCGGCCAACAGGAAGUACUGGUACAACACAGCCAACAGAGAGUCCUCAUUCGAGUGCCGAUUAGAUUGUAUUGCAUCUGUCAGAGACUGCAAGAUGAACAGCCUCCAGUGGUUAUGGGAAAAAGGGGUGAAGGUGCACGACAGUCAAGAGGAGCGGAACCCUGGCAAGCUGUCCAGGGACGAUGUCAUGAACCACAUUGUAAGACUGAUGAAAUGAGAGUCAAGAUCCAAGAGUUUCCACAGGACAUGUUGAGACCAAGCUCCAGGUCACCAUGGUAACAGGUGCUUGUCAAACCUCCAAUACUGGCGGCAUCAGAUGCACAUGAUCUGAUAACAUCUCAAAGGUUUUCCUUCAUCAAGUUAUGCAGUGUGGAGGAUAUCUGACAGGGAUCUGUGAUUGGGACCUCUGGGACCAUCUGUGAUGUGUGAUCAAAGGAUCCCUUAUCAGAUGACUUCUUCUAAAGAAAGGGACUGUCGGUUUUAUGAAUGGAGGUCAGCGAUCCUUGUUUUGAACAAGAUGCAUUUGUCUCCACAUCCAUUAAAGGAACACCCUGUGACGGCCAUCAUGUUUUCCUAGAUCUCCAUCCUUGUUGCCAUGGAUAUGUGUGUGUUUGAUUCAGAGGAUAUCCUCAGGUGUGGCUUUAGUCAAGUCACAUGACAUCAACGACCCCUUGACUCUAAUGCCUAUUUUUGAACACUACUUUCCAAGUAGAAUCAUGUUUAUGACUGAUCAGUUUUCCAAAAUGAUGAUUUAGAUCCACUGAUAAUGUUAUGCUUGUCUGUAGAUGCUGGCAAAAUGAUUUAGAUAUACCAACACUGUUUAACUACUUGAAAAAUUGGCAGCAUGUAUUUCAAUAGCAGGUUGGUUGUUUAAUGGAGUCCGGCUUGAUGGUGUUUAGAUGACAGUAUACUGAUGACAGUGUGUUGAUGGCUUGUUAUCAAGAUAAAUAGUUAUUGGAUAAGUAAAUUUCUUGUUAGAUUUU
This is a messenger RNA of Haliotis rubra (blacklip abalone), 3319 nucleotides long. RefSeq names its product cap-specific mRNA (nucleoside-2'-O-)-methyltransferase 1-like. Gene Ontology annotation, biological process: 7-methylguanosine mRNA capping. Lineage: Eukaryota; Metazoa; Mollusca; Gastropoda; Lepetellida; Haliotidae. The record is from RefSeq and is a predicted model, not a curated record. Gene Ontology annotation, molecular function: nucleic acid binding; methyltransferase cap1 activity. Gene Ontology annotation, cellular component: nucleus; cytoplasm.